Messenger RNA from Apis mellifera (honey bee), 5930 nucleotides. RefSeq names its product neuroligin 5 (gene NLG-5). The transcript is spliced from 13 exons. Gene Ontology annotation, biological process: presynaptic membrane assembly; chemical synaptic transmission; modulation of chemical synaptic transmission. The record is from RefSeq and is a predicted model, not a curated record. Gene Ontology annotation, cellular component: cell surface; postsynaptic membrane; synapse. The coding region runs from base 2753 to 5305 and encodes 850 amino acids. Gene Ontology annotation, molecular function: neurexin family protein binding; signaling receptor activity. Lineage: Eukaryota; Metazoa; Arthropoda; Insecta; Hymenoptera; Apidae.
GAGCGGCGGGAUGAAGAAGGACGGAGAUCCUUGGGGGCCGUUGCGCCGUCGCAACGGCCAGGACCGUCGUCGUCGGGACCAGGCGAGGCUUCGUGGGGCGAGACGGAUCUCCUACCCCGAUUUCCACUCCGCCACCCGCACGAUUUUCCCCUCCUCGCGCUUCCCCUUUUCCAGCCGCCCCUGUGUUCUCGUGUGUCGCGUUCCACAGUCACUUCAUUCUUUCCCCCCUCCCCCCUGUGUUUUCGUCCCCUCGUACCUGUUAGCCCCCAUACGCGUUCUAACCCCUCCACUCCUCCUCCAUCCCUCUCCGUUCCACCCACCAGUCGGUAUAUCCUCCCUUCUCCUCUAUCUCUCUUCUCUCCCCUUCUCGUCCUUUCUACGCACGGGGAUAUCUUGCCUGUCUCGUCUUUCUCCUUCGUCGCUCUCGCCAGACUCGCGCACCCUUCGUCCUCGUCCCUCCUCGUCGAAAUUCGCCCGAUCGCCGCUUCCUGUCCCUCUCUCCGCUCCAUCUCUCUCUCUCUCUCUCGGCCAACCCUCCCCUCCCCCACGGUCUCGCUGGCGCGCCGCUGGCAGCCCUGCAAAAACAAGCAUACGGCGAUCCCCAGUAGCACCCUGGUACACAGACCGGGCCAGAACGUGAGGCCGCGUGGCCCUGCCGGCAGGUGUAACGCGCCACGUUAUCCUCUCUCGCGUUCUGCUGCGUGACGACACGUGCGCCAUCGAGAAUUAUCUCUCCGUCUCUCUUCCCACCCCCGUUUCUUCGAGAUCCCAAGUUUUUCCCAAGUGAUUGUUAUACACGGUCGGUUCCUCGAGGAGAGAGGAGAGAGGAGGAGAGGUUUCGUGCGUCGAGAUGUUGAAAAUGGAAACGUGGCGGAACUCGGGGUUGAUGGUUGGUGGCCGUGGUGCGACGUGAUACGGACGAAUCUCGUCGGGUUUCGAGUGUGCCACGAUGAAGAACUCGUGACUGGACAUUGACGGGUGGUGUGUGGUUCUCGAACGAAGAUGGAACUGGAUGGAAGCUGGUGCGUUUGUCGUGUUCGGUGAGAAGCCUGGUGCCUAAUGGAAGAGUACGUCUACGCGUGUCCGUUUCGAGAUACUGUACGUUUAUCGAGAAUAUUUAUUGUUUUAUCGGGUGUAAAGGAGAGUGCGAUGCUUCGUUCGAUCUUCGUAUUCGAAUUUUUAUGUUGAAUAUCAUCAUCUUCGCGUGAAUUUGUUACGAGAAGAUACCUUAAAGAGUACGUAUCGAAGGAUAAUCUCAUUCUUAAAAAUCUAUCGAAGAAAUAUUUAUAUACUCGAUUGGAACGAAGGAAAAUAUUUAUUUAAUCCAGUGUAAAUUAUUUAUUUCCGAAUCUACGAAAUCAACAAAAUAUUUCUUACGAUAAUUGUAAAUUGUUUAAAGAAGAACUUAAAGGAUCAGCUUUAAAGAAAAUUUUCAAGAAUCCAAUCCUUUCCAAAAUAAAAUCUCAAAUCUAUCAUCCGUACCAACCAACUAACCAUCGCAAAUUGAAGAACGCUUUAAGGAAGAAUAAUCGAUCUUUUUAAUCAUCCACCCAUCUCCACGUUGCAUCCCUUUUUCUUCAAAAUCAUCAUCCCUAUCCACUAAGGAUUAAUCCUCCGCAAAAGUGUACACGUGUUCGUCGCUAAAGUUGACGCGUGUGGAUCUCGAGCAGUUAUUCAGUUGAUCGAAACCGGAUUGGAUGUUAUUUUGGUAUCGAGGAUCACGCAGGUCAGGGUGGAUUUAAGUGGCGUGGAUAAACGUGUUUCGUUUCAGUUGGCCGACGAACGUCGCGAGCUACGGUUCGAGGGAAGGGAACGAGGAGGAGGAAGAGGAGGAGAGGUUGUGGUGUGUGUACGUGCGUGCUUGUGCGAUUUGUUUACAUCUGGGGCCAGUGUGGUAAGAGGGGAGGAAGUGGCGGUGAUUUCUGUAAGUGAAUUAAGGGUGCCAAUCUCGUUUUGGACGAAUGGAGGAACUCGGUGGACGAGGAUUCGUGGAGAUGCUUCGCUGGAUAUUCUCGCUCCUUUUUGGUGAACAAGGAUUCGAAAUGGUAUAAUUUGUGAACUUGUUGAAUGUGAAACGGUGCUCGAAUGCAAGAAAGGAUUUGACGUUGGAAGUGAUUCGUUCAGUGUUCGUUUCUUAUUUGGGGGAGCAUAACUGUGGAAAUUCGAGAAGAGACGAAGAUAGCGAAAGAAAAGAUACUUUAUCGUGCGUUUCCAACCUGAUCGCUCGAUAUUAAUCGGGGAACGGCCUUUCUUCCAGCUGCAGAAGGACGUAUCCAGAGCCGAAUACGGGAGGACGAAACUGUUGGAGGGGAACAGGGCGAAAGUAUUCGGGGCUGGACCCGUGUUUCCCUUGGAAAGGGAAGGGAAGGGAGGCGGAUGUUUUGAGUGCAAUUUAACUUGCACCGUGGAAAGGGGUUAGGAGAGGAGGGGAGUUGGAGGUGGAAGGAAAGAGGGAAAGGAAGCGGGUGUGGACGGGCGAGUCUCGCCGCGGGGCACGCGAACUGCCAACCACUCGUAGGGACGCUUUGCAUAACGAAGUUACGAAACGAUUCGUCGCCGGGGAACCCGCCGUUCCAUGGCCUUGCGAAACAGCUCGGGACACCGCAACGCUGAUUGAAAAUACCUCGAACGUUGUGUCGCUCCCGGUGACGGCUGAGGGCUAGCGAAGGUGAGAGCAGAGCUUCAAGGCCGCGAAGGGUGAGGUCGGUUAUGCUGCUGGCGUCGCUUCGAGUGGCCGCCAGCAAAUGCUGUCAUGCCCUUGCCAUGCCAGCCGGCGGCCAGGAAGAGGCCGCUGGCCACGAGGUCGUCGAGCGGAUCGAGGACUUGCCUCGCGUUGAUCAUCGCGAUCGUGUUGCUGGGCCGCGGGGGAUCGCGAGCCGCCACUCAGAUCCGCUACGCUUCGCGCAUAGUCGAGACGAAGAGCGGGCAGAUACGUGGUAUUCUUCAGGACUUGAACAGCAAACACUUGGACCCGGUGGAAGUGUUUCGAGGCAUUCCAUACGCGGCCCCUCCCGUAGGAGAUUUACGUUUUCGACCACCGAUCUCACCGAUCCCCUGGGACGGCAUCAAACUGGCGGAUUCGUUCGGCGCAGUUUGCCCGCAGCACUUUCCGGACAUCAGCAAUGACACAGCUGCUUUGUUGCAAAUGCCUCUGGGCAGAUACCAACAGCUGAAACGUUUGUACAUGUUCCUUACCAACCAGAGCGAGGACUGCCUGUUUCUGAAUCUGUAUAUACCCGGCAGUGGAUCUCGUGGACUGGAAGCACCGUACGCAGUCAUGGUAUACGUCCACGGUGAAAGUUUCGAAUGGGGAACAGGAAACAUCUACGAUGGAUCCGUACUGGCCAGUGCCGGCCACGUUAUAGUAAUCACGCUUAAUUAUCGCCUUGGAAUCUUAGGUUUCUUGAGAACUCGUCCUUAUCCAGACAGAACGCCAGGAUCCGGAGGAAAUCUGGCGUUGAAGGAUAUAGCUAUGGGGCUGCGUUGGGUGCGCGAGAAUAUCGCCGCGUUUGGAGGAGAUCCGACGAAAAUCACGUUGAUCGGACACGAUACUGGGGCCGCCCUCGUCAACCUUUUACUGCUUGCUCCCUACGGGAAGGGUCUGUUUCAUCGCGUCGUGUUAUCGAGUGGGUCAGCAUUAAGCCCGUGGGCGUCCGUUCACGAUCCGAACGACCUACGCUUGAAAGUGGGGGAGCAAAUAGGAUGUUCGACGGAGAACGACGAAGAUAUUGCCGAUUGUCUACGCGGCGUUCCUCUCCGUGAGCUGAUGGCUGUUGAACUGCCGGAAAUCCGAUUCGUGCCACGGAUUGGGCCAGGCUUGCCAGUGGACCAAAACAAUCCCGAUCCGGGGUUGGACAUGGAGAGAGCCAGUGACACGUUCAUCAAGGUACCUCUGAUCCUCGGUGUAUCGACCACGGAGUCGAAUCUCGACUUCAACGAGAACGACAUACAAUACGGUUUCGAGGAGGAUCAUCGAAAUCGAAUCUUAAGAACGUUCAUCCGGAACGCUUACGUUUACCACUUGAACGAGAUAUUCUCGGCGGUGAGGAACGAGUACACGGAUUGGGACAAGCCUAUCUUGCAUCCUAUUAUCAUAAGGGACUCGACCAUGGAGGCAUUGAGCGACGGCCACACCGUUGCUCCUCUCAUGAGGAUUGCUUUUUAUCACGCCAGAAGGGGUGCCAAAACGUACUUUUAUCACUUCAGUCAUCAGACCAAGGAGAGCGGGAUGUUGCAGCGUCUGGGCAGUAUUCGUGGCGAGGAUAUAUCGUAUAUCUUCGGUCUUCCGUUGGUGGGCGGAGGAGCUUUCUUCUCGCGGAAUUAUUCUCGCCAGGAUCAAACCGUCGCCGAAGCCGUUCUCACAUUUUUCACGAAUUUCGCGAAGACUGGCAAUCCGAAUGAGCCGCACAAAAUCGAGUCAGUGGAUUACGGUACGCCGAAGGAAAAAACGCGAUAUCGUGGCCUUACGUGGGAGCAAUACGAGACUGGUACUCAACAAUAUCUCACAAUUGCUAUGAAACCAAAAAUGAAGAGCCAUUAUCGGGGUCAUAAAAUGGCGGUUUGGCUAAACUUAAUACCUCAACUUCAUCGACCCGGCGACGAUGAUGUUUCUAUGCGUCACCAUCAUUUUCGAGAAAGAGGCGAUCAUUUUUAUGCAGGACCAGUUCGAGACGAAUGGUACACACCCUUACCCCUCGUAGGAACAACUAAAGCCAGCGCCUCGUCUACAACAGCGUGCAGUACAACUACAGGAGAUGACAGUAUCACCGAGGAUAUUACCCCAAUCCUGGAUGAUUCAGAAGACGACGCUGAAUUGUUGCAAAGACUGGCUUCUCGUCAUUACUAUAGCACUACAACAGCUCUGGCAAUCACCGUAGGAGUCGGUUGCAUUCUGUUGGUGCUCAAUAUGUUGAUAUUCGCCGGCAUUUACUAUCAGAGGGAUCGAGACAAAAAAAGGGCAGCCAUGGAUUGUACACCAAACGGUCAAGAAUCUCUACCAAUGACUACCAGGUCGUCUAUAAAAGCUCCAGACAGUCCCAGACCAGCCCAAGAACCACCACCAUCGUACACUACCCUUGCAAGAAGUCCCUCUAUACAGGAACAUCAACAAAUUGUCCAGAGUCAAUCGACAGAAGUUGACGAACAAUUUAAAAGUGAACAGAAAGCUGGUCACGGGACCAGCAAUGCCAUUCACAAAGAUCCCAUUCCUCCAAAACCACCCACAAGAACAACCAGCUCUUUAAGUACUGCUAGUGGCACCAAUACCAUUAAAAAACGUGUGCAAAUACAAGAAAUAUCCGUAUAGCAUUAGGGGUUGCCCUUAGAGGGCAACAUGAAGAACAAGAAGGUGACUUUCGUUGAUUUUGAAGCGAAUGGCGAAUCCAAGUUUUGAGAUGUGAAUUAGAAGAAAUGUUCAAUGACAAAGCUCAAGUUGACAGAAAGAAAAUUGUUUUCUUGGAUUAUAGUGGAAACAUCGAUAAAAAAUUGAAAAACUUUCGGUGUUUUUUUCAACACUUGUUAACGUAAACUCUAAAGGAAAAUGAAUUCAAAGCGUCAUUCAAUUCUAUGUUAAGUAUUCUCUAAUUAUUCUGAUGUGUAAACAGCGAUAACUGCCAUAUGUUAUUAAAAAAGACAAAGUGCUUUAAAGGAGGGCUUGAAAGACUAUUGUUCCUCGAUUAUGCACAUAGGACUCAAAAUAUUUAAUAUUUGAGUACGUUCCUUUAUAGAAUGUGAUAUAUUUCUUUCAGGAGAUAUUAUCAAAGUCAUGUGUUACACAAGGCGAUUCAUAAUGAAUUAAUUCAAUUUAAAAUAAGUUCUUUAAAAAAAAAAAAAUAUUAAAUUUGAUAACUAUAAAAACUGUGUUGUUAACUAACGAUGAGAUAUUUUUCAAAUGUUUAUUAUCGAUAUUUGUUUUUCUAUAAAUAUAUUAU